UGUAUUGUUACGUUUGGCAACGCUGUCGAGCGUCUCUUCACAGAUUUGAGUAAUUUCGUAAGCGGUGGGCUUUGUUGUUAAAUGGUUGGUUAGCUGGACAACUUAGAGGACAUACUGUGUACCUGUAAGAUGGGCAGAAAUAUGCACUAGUAAAAAAGUGUAGCGGUGUUUCGGAUACUUCCCUACAGUGUGAGCAUCUAUUCGCUCAAAAAAUUAAUUGAAAACGGAUAGAUCACUUCCUAAAACAGUUGGGUACUACUAACAUGGAAUUGAAGUCUUCGAGCCAAAAAUCAGCUCAAAGAAACAAACGUCAAGCAAAAGUGUUGGAGGAGAACUUCUGGGAUUGUUCCGUGUGCACUUACAGAAAUACCGCGGAGGCAUUUAAGUGUCUAAUGUGCGACGUUCGUAAGGGCACCACUACCAGAAAACCGAGGAUAAAUCCGCAGCUUGUAGCCCAGCAAGUUGCACAACAAUACACGUCGACGGCGCCAAAAGUCGCGAAAAAGGAGGGAGGGACAAAAGAAGGAGGCACGAAGGACCCACCUCCCAAAGAAAAAACGGAGAAGAAAUCCGGGACCCCAGAGAAAGCCUCCAGGAAAAGCGUGCCACGGAUCAAAAAUAUUGACAGGACUACUGGCGUGACAAGUGAGGUCACUGUGAACGAUGUUACAGUAUUUAUAACAGAGUACAAAGCAAAAAAGCCCCCAGAACACUGUAGUCAGUCAAGUACCGCGUCCUCGGAACUGGGAAGCCACUCAGAAUCCAGCAAUGACGCUCGGAGUAGUGAUGCAGCCUAAUGGAUUCUGAAGGUCGAGAGAGAAUCUCUUCAAAGAAACUGCCAAAUGGUGCUAAGGACAGCAGCAUCUAUUUAAAAAUCCUGGCAGCUGCAGGACAGUAAACUCAAGAUUUUAAUAUAAACUUGUAAAAUACACAUAUGAAAAGUCAUACUGUAUUUAGAACAAAGGUAGCAGACAUAAUGAUGUAGUAAAACAUAUUUAAACAUAUGAAUGUCUAUACAAAAUAAUAUUUUUGUCAUCUAUUAUUCUUGUUACACUAAUGUGUCUAGUACAAGAAUAUAAAAUUCUUUUGUAAAUUAAGACACCUGUAAGGCGUUCAUAUUUGUUGAUACAUAUGAUGGUUUAAGAUUAUGUUUGGAAGAACAUUGUUUUAUAAUUGGAUAUUGAUUUAUUUGAGCAAAAUCAAGAAGGCUUACUGUCUGCUUGAACUAUGUUUGUGAUAAAAUAUCUUUUACAUUUGAAAAGUAUAUUUAUUUGAGUCAAUUUGAACAUUGUUUGCAUUCAGUGGCGUAUAUUAAUUAUAAAAGGGCACAUUACUUCGUGCAUCAUUGUUGUGACUUCAUCUGCACCUAUAUUAUGUAAUACGUGUUAGGUACGUGGCAGGCAGCAUAUUGUAACAGCACUGUUGACUGUAUUCAUUCGUAUUUUGAAGUAUAGAUUUUCUGAGCAACACCUGUGUGUUAUGGAUAUAGCAGUAGUACUUUUCUUAAUUUCACAGUGAAACUGUGUGGCAUUGUAUUUAACAUUUCAACCACAUAUUGAGCAUUGUUAAACAAACUAGUCAUAGAAGCAAAGAUCUUCAUGGAUACCAUGUGCCAUCACCUUUUUGGUUAACGACUAGCUAUCUGUAUCCAGUAUUAGGACAUUUUAUAUUAAAUAAGGAGUUCCUGCUUCUGGUUCUUAGUAACAGCCGUAUUCACAUUGGCUUCAUAGCAUAUAACAGUUGUUGGAACCUACACAGCUCUGCUCCUAGGGGUGCCGUACAGAAGAGACAAUAAGUCAUUGUCACAAAUAUAAAUUACCGUAUGCUGAAAACUCUCACAGGAACUAUUUCUGGUUCAUCUCACCAUGUAAGAUUUUUUGACUUAAUUUGUGCACAGCAGUAAGUUUAACAUACCUAGAGACCUAGUCCUUGAGACCCAUAUCAUGUAAUAAACUUAUAAAUGUGAAGAAAUCUGGCUUGGAAGAAAAAAGAUUCAUGUUGUGCAGCUAUAAUUAGCAAAAAUGGGUUUUUUCCCCACAGACUGUUAUCUGUGACCCCUCCGUCUGCCUACCUUUGCAUCUAUCAUCCAGCUGUUAUUGGCCCAUACAGCCUUCAGAAGCUGCCUCUGGCUCCUCCAAUAUAAACCUAUCUUCUCCCAGGGUGUUGAAAUGCUCACCUCAGUUAGGUCAUUUUCCUUCCCCACCUAAUAUACCAGUGACACAAGUUUCCCAUGAUUUUUCUCCUCAUCUCGGUGUGGGAAUUACUCCUUGUCACAUGACCUGCAACCAGAUCUGCUUGCUUCCCAUGAUGUUUGCAAUAUGUUAUCCCUCCCCCUUCACAUGACAUACGUCUUUGUUCACUGUGUUCUUUGUCCUCCGUCUUUGACAGGUUCAAAGAUUUGCUGCACCACUAUUCAGUCUUCUUAGCUACCCAGGUUUCAGAACAAAUGAGCGAAGGAUUGUAUCAUAGGUUGUACUCUGUGUGGCAUACAUUAUCUCAGCCUAUUUUGCAGCUUGAUGAAACAUAUAUCUCCACAUUAUACCUUAGGUCCAGUUCAUUACAUGUGGUUAGCCAACCUCCCAGGAACCUAAAUUUCUGAUUUGUAACUUAAAUCUACUUGUGAAAACUCAGUAUGGCCUUGAUCCAGAAGACACUAAAAUCUCAGUUUGUCUUUGUUUUGGCUCAGCAGCAUAAUGUCAUUUGUUAAGGCUCCUCAUUUGUUUUCAUUUAGUUCACUUUUGCUUACUUGAUGUUUAAUAUUUGCAUUAUAAUACAACACUGGUAAAGGUGCUUCCACACAUUUUACUUUGAACCUAUAGGACACUUUUGCAUGAAACACUGAACAAGCUGGUUGGGUGAAGGCAGUUGACUUGUGUUUGGGAGUAGUUAGUUUCAAACCCUGUUAUGGCCAUUCAUAUUUAGGUGUUCUGUUGUUUUCCUAAAUUGCUUAUGGCAAAUGCUUGGAUGGUACAUUUGGAAAAGUUUUGGCCAAUAUCAUUCCCCAUAUUUGCCCUGUCAAAGAUCAUGCUUUGCCUCUAUUAAUAUCACUGAUAGCUGGACAUUAAGCCAUGGUCAUCCUUCCUUACACCACAUGGCACUGUAUUAUUAGGUCCUUAAAGAUACCGUCUUGUUGAGUUGAUAAUCUUGUUUGGAUUUGGCUCUCUUGAUAAGACUUUUCCAUAAGAACUAAUGUAACAUGACUAAAAUACUCUUCUCAGUUUCGAAAGUUUUAUAGUGGCAUUUAAUCUUUUACUUACUUACAUUUAUUUUAUGCAGUUACUGUUGAACUGGUAUAAUAUCAACAUAUUCAAAUUGUGCAAGUGUACUUUUAUAUUGUAUCAAUAAUGUAUAUGUUAUACAUCAUAAACUGUAUGAUUUUUGAUAUUUACUUUGUUUGUAAAACCUGGUUUUUGGGACUUUAUUAUUUUUAUGACACGCAAAAAACGACUGUAGCCUAAGUGCUAUGGAGUGCGUAAGAUUUCUUAACUGCUCAGUUGCGAAAUAAGUCCAGAACUCUGCAGCAGAAUAUAUAUCCAGUACGGAACUGUAUAGUGACUUUGUGCUGGAGGGGAUUUGAACCUGGAACCAUUACAUUCUCUAUGCAGAUUUACUGACUAGACUAUGGAGGCAUGACUCAUUACCCAUGUGGAUUGCGUAGCCAGUAGAGCAUUUGUCUUAGAAGACAAUGGUUCUGGGUUUGAGUGCUGUCGUGGUACACAGUUUGAAUGUGUUAGGAAGAUUCAAAACAGCCCACAUUCCGCUUCAGAAUGAAAAUACAUUGUGGACACAUCACAAUAUUUGUUUCUGAUAGCUCUGUAAAUUUACCUGAAAGCUUUGGAGGGAUCACCAGGGACAAAUUCCUUCCCUGCAGUAAUAGACCAGUAUUGGCUUGUGAGACAGAGAUAGGUGUUAGAGUCGGACAGACUAUAGAGGAACAUCGAAUGCAGUUUGUGAUCACGAUAUGUUAAAGGCUGUAAUCUCUGUUGGCUAGAAUGAUUAAUAAGAGUACACAUAAGUGGCAAAUACUCUGCACUGAUUAUAUCACUAAGGAUUGCAUAUAUACUGGGUGCAUGAUGAAGUAUUUAGUUUGUUGGACUAAGGUGUAAAAUAUUAGGAAAUCUUUAUGCCGGCUGAAUGCAUCUAUUCGAGCAUAUGUUUAAAGUAAUGCUUUUUGCCUUUGUUUUAUAAUUUGUUAAUUAUGUGGGAGCGUGCUGUAUCACGCAUUGAUGGUGUUCAAAACCAUGUAGUUACAAACUUCCAGACUACUGGGUGUGCAUUUAUUGAAAUUGUAGAUACAAUUGUGAAACUGAUGUAUCCACUGACCAUCUUUUUUUCUUUUACCUUUUCUUAAUUUCAGAUGUGUAUGUGUUUCUCUACAUUGACUUUAACAAGUAUAGUAGUGAUGUAUAUAUCUGCUUCAUACAAGAUAUUGUACAUUGUCUUGGUAAUCUGCAUAUCUGUAUUUCUCCCCAAGUCAGCAUGAAACAAUGUGCUGUGGAAGAAUAGUCUACGAUGAGUGUUUGAAUUUAUUCUUUAUUAGUGCUCAAAGUGACUGUGUACCUUUGAUUGCGAGUCAAAAUUAUCCCAGUUUAUUUUGGCAGGAGUAAAAUGACUAAUUAUUUGUAAUUGCGUGUCACUCGACGCGUUUGUGUCCACUGCCAUACCCCAGUUCCUUGUAGAUAAUUGUGGGAGCAUCCAAAUAAUUGUAAUUGUGAAAAGUAUUUACAGUUCAAAAGAUUUAUUAUGUGGGACGAACAUGUCUACAGUGGAAUUAUAUUGUGUGUGUGUGUGUGUGUGUGUGUGUGUGUGUGUGUGUGUGUGUGUGUGUGUGUGAGACAGAAAGAGAGAUGUUUUAAAUAUAUUUACUGACAUACAUUUGAAUAAAUGUAAUGUUUAACUCUCUGCUAUUUUAUUAUUGUUUAAUGUAAUUUUAAACUGAAUAAAGUGAGUAUUAAAUGAA
Molecule: messenger RNA, 4960 nt
Organism: Schistocerca americana (American grasshopper)
Lineage: Eukaryota; Metazoa; Arthropoda; Insecta; Orthoptera; Acrididae
Gene: RYBP
Product: YY1-associated factor 2
Exons: 2
Coding region: 264-797 (177 amino acids)
Biological process (GO): positive regulation of DNA-templated transcription
Cellular component (GO): nucleus
Molecular function (GO): transcription coregulator activity; DNA binding
Source: RefSeq, a predicted model, not a curated record